Orbicella faveolata is the source of this 4349-nucleotide messenger RNA. Its product is annotated as kelch-like protein 18. NCBI's taxonomy places the organism in Eukaryota, Metazoa, Cnidaria, Anthozoa, Scleractinia, Merulinidae. Gene Ontology annotation, molecular function: protein binding. The record is from RefSeq and is a predicted model, not a curated record.
AUAAAAUUCCUGCUUUUCAAACUAAAAGACAUUUCUUGUAACCUUACAGAAAGCCCUAAAUCUACACCACAGUGUAAUGGCAGGAAGAAAGAUAAAUGUGGAAAUAACCUGUGGAGGGGGAGGCAAAGGAGAAAAGAGAGAGAAAAAACUACGAGAGCGAAAAUCAAAGUUUCGUCAGGGAAGAAAACGAAAGUCAAAACCUACAAAAGUCAAAGCAAAUCAGAAAGACAAUUCACUUGCCAAUACAAAUAGUGAUACAUAGCAAAUGCCAAAUAUAUAUUAAUCAAGUAAAAAUAAUUUGAUAUUUAAUUGAUAUUACAAUCUUUUUUGAAGAUUUAGGAGUGUCACUGUCAGACAGGAAAUAAAGUGUAUAGAUUAGACCUAGUGCAGUAAAGGUCUAUACAAACAAGAGCCAAAAAUCUUCAUUGACGUUUAUCGUGGCCUAACACAGUCAGUGUUUUGUCAUACCACAUUUUAGAAGGUUUUAAUGAGGUUGAUUUUAUUGAAAUGCUGUGAAAGGAUUUUAAUAUUAGGAAUGUUCUCAAAUUGUGCAUGCUAAGUGAAUGGUUGAGGUUUGUAUUUUUCCUUUAUCUGUAAAUUAUUUUUGAAUAUUUUUUUUGGUUGUUGCUGAAAGAAACUGUUGCCUUUUGGAUCCAUCAGGCAGGGUAGAAAUAUAGUUCAGGUUAGACUCUGUAAAACUUAAUACUGUUGAGUUUUUGGAAAUAAAACUCUCUUGUCAAAUUAUGUCUCCUUUGUCUCAGGCUGAAGCAUGAGAUGUUUUUCAAGUGGUAUUCUGCAUUUUGUUAAUUUUUCUUGCUAUCAAUAUUCAAUGAGGGGUGGAAAGUUGCUAAGCGCUGUGCAUUGUAAAACAUCUGUCAAUCAGUCGAGUUUGAUUGACAUCGGCAAUCUGUUCAUCGCGUCUGUUUGUCAUAACAACACCUGUAAAAGUCAUGUGACCAGCAUUCACUUUCGCGAAAAAGAUGGCGUCGGAGGAAAGUUUGCUUUUUUGCGUUCCAGAAUUCUCUUCACAGGUUUUCUCAGGACUUCACUGUCUGCGAAAAGAGGGAAAGCUCUGUGACAUACAGCUUCGUGUUGGUGAUUUCAAUCUGAGAUCUCAUCGAGUCGUUCUUGCGGCAGCUAGUAGCUACUUCAAUGCAAUGUUCACCGGGGACAUGAAGGAAAGUCGGCAAGACGAAGUCGUGCUGUUUGGCGUUGAAUUUUCAGCUUUGGAGGAUCUCGUGAAUUUCUGCUACACUGGAAGGAUUGAGAUCAAUGUAGAUAACGUGCAAAAUCUACUCUGUGCGUCGAGUUUGCUUCAACUCGCCAGCGUCAAACAAGCUUGUGUCGAGUUCCUGCAUCGUGUUCUUCACCCAACAAACUGCCUGGGCAUUCGUUCCUUUGCCGACACUUACUCCUGCGUAGAUCUUGUAGAGGCAGCCGAUGUUUUCGCCGUGAAGAACUUCUCCGAGGUUGCGAGAAGCGAAGAAUUCUUGACUCUUUCCCCCGAGGAGGUUGUGGAAAUGAUUUCGCGGGAAGAGUUAAAUGUUCGCACAGAGGAAGAGGUUUUCGAAGCGAUUUCAGCUUGGGUGAGGAGAGAGUUAGACGAGCGAAAAGAUUUCCUACCAGAAUUGCUGAAGAACGUCAGACUGCCGCUGAUUAGCCCGCAGUAUCUGUGCGACACAGUGUCUAGCGACGAACUUAUUAGGAGCAACUUGGCUUGUCGUGAUUUGGUAGACGAAGCUAAAGACUACCUUCUCAUGCCUGAAAGGAGAUGCAAGUUGCAGUCAGUACGCACAAAACCAAGAAGAUGCAGUGAGGCGGCAGGGUUGAUUUACGCCAUCGGAGGUCUGACGUCCUCUGGGGAAGCCCUUAGUACAGUAGAGAUGUACGACACUUUGACAGGACAGUGGUUGCCCGGUCUCCCUAUGAGCACCCUGCGUACUCGUGUUGGUGUGGCUGUCCUAGACAACAAGCUGUAUGCCCUUGGAGGAUUUGAUGGACACAAGCGACUUAGCACUGUGGAAUGUUAUGAUCCGCAAUUCCAGCUGUGGAAGGCAGUCACCCCAAUGAAUACACGUCGAAGUGCUCUUGGUGCAGUGGUCGUCAAUGGGAGGAUUUACGUUGUGGGAGGCUAUGAUGGACACAUCUCCUUGAGCACAGUGGAAUGCUAUUCACCAGCAACCAACAGUUGGAAUUUUGUGUCCCCAAUGGGGACACUCCGCAGUGCUGCAGGUGUCACCGAGCUAAAUGGCAAGAUUUAUGCUAUUGGUGGUCACAAUGGGUUAUCCAUAUUUAGCACGGUGGAAACAUAUGACCCACAGACUGACACAUGGGCACAGAGUCCUCCGAUGGGUGUUCGCAGAUGCCGAGUUGGCGUUGCCACCUUAAAUGGGCGCAUAUACGUGUGCGGAGGUUAUGAUGGGAGUGCCUUUCUCAACACUGUAGAGUGUUAUGAUCCCGAGACUAAACAGUGGACCUUCACAGCCCCAAUGAAUACUCGAAGAAGCAGGGUUGCCGUGGUGACACUAGGUGGAAGAUUGUACGCUAUUGGUGGAUAUGAUGGCUUGUCAAAUCUCAAUACUGUGGAAUGUUUUGAUGUGCUGAGUAAUCGAUGGACUCCUGUAGCUUCAAUGGGAAUGCAUCAAGGAGGUGUAGGGGUUGGAGUACUUCCAAGAGGACCAUAUGCUUAACAUAACAUUUUGUUAAAUAUAAUUUUUGUUUAGCAAGAAUCAUUAUUUGCAUAGAAAAGAAUAGCAUUGUAUUACAUUAGAUUAUUAGGCCAAGCUUCCAAAAUUAUUUAUAAGUUUCUUGUUUUGCAAACAAGAGCAGCAGAUGUAGAUUAAUAUUUAAACAUUAUCAUUUUGCAUGCAGAGAGUAGAGAAUGCUGGACUAGUGAAGAAUUUGUUUUACAAACAAAUCAUAUUCUGUUCAGAGUGGUGAUAUUUUUACCAUCAAAAGACAAAAGCAACUUGCAUUUAGCCAAGUUUUGGUUAAAACCAUUUAUAAAUAACAAUUUGCAAGGUACUUAUUUGGUGUUCAAGUAGGCAAUCUGAUUAAAUAUUAAUUGUAUACAUUUUUCUUUGGUCAGAAGUAACAGCAAGCAGCAAGUGUAAAUUAAAUUUCCACCUCUUUCUCUUUUUUGAGAAGUAGGAAGACAUAUCUGAUCAUGUUGGACACACAUUAAAUAAAUUUAUUUCAGCCCCAAGGUAAAAGGAGCUCUUUUACAAUAUAAUUGCAUUUGUCAAAAUUAUCUUAGUUACACCAGUUGCAACACAGUCCCCUAAAGCUAUCAUGCACGCUGAAACUUUCUUUGAAAUUUUUUCAACAACAAACCUUUGCCUAGAGCACUACAUUUAUAGCAAUUAUUAUAAUCAUUUUGUUAUUAAAGAUUUCAGAAAAGAAAUUGUUAGUGAAAGAGAAGCACUAGGUAGGUAGUUUAUAAUAUUUACAACAAAUUAGAAGUAAAAUUGAAAACUGAAAAUAAUUUUGCCAGAAAAUUUGUUCAGUGAAAUGAAGUCAUUUAAUAUUCAAUAGAACAAGUAUAUUCAUAAUUUGUUACAGUAGUUAAACAAACAUUUGAAUAAAUUACCAAUCUAGUUACAAUAUUAUAUAUUAAAGAAAGCUGGUCAAGUAACUCUUUUGGGAAAACCUCAGGUCAUAUCAAGAUCACUUUCAUGUCUUUGACAAGACAGAGAGAAUCAUUUUCAGAAACUGAAAAAAAAAAUGGAUUUAAGAAUUUUUGAAUCAUUGGCUAUUUAAUUUUGGACUACAACAUGGCAACCAUUAGUGACUACAAGUCUUACUGUAGGCUUCUGCACAUUAUACCGUUACUUACCCACUAAAAUGCUUCAACUUAUGCUCUAUUUUCUAACCAAAAUGCUGUGUCUACUCCUCAAAGAGCCACUAAUGCUCGCAGUGCACAUGCUUAUUGCAGUCUUAAUUUUAUGAAUUCAACAUGGUAUGAUUCUUACAUAUAACUAUCAGUCAUCUUGGCAUAGAUGACUGUUUAAAACUAAUUUAACAGGCUAGUUGUAAGUCACUCAUGUUUAUCCAGUGUCAGUUGUCAUUUUCUCUUUAAGAUAUUUUCAGUCAGGCCAAUGUUAUACUUUCAGUAAGUUCUACACUCAUGUAAAUCUUUGAAAAAGAUUAAGGUAUGUCAAAAAUACCAAAAUUACCACUGGUUGCUAGACACUUUCUGUUUAAUCCCACGAUUCUGAACUAACAGAAGUACUUGAAAAUUAUGUAAAUGAAAGAAAUAUAUCAGAAUAGUUUAUCUUGCACAAUUCUAAUAGUAUUAAGAUGUUAUGUAACUGUACUUUUACUUUGAUUAAAUCAGAAGGGAAUCUUCA